AUGUUACUUAAUAAUAAAUAUUCUCUUGAUGAAACAAGCUUUUUUCAUAAUAAUUUUUCUGUUGAUAAUUAUGACUUUCCUGGUAAUAGUGAUGACUUUUUCAAUAAUGAUGAUUACUUUUCUUAUGAUAACAAUGAUUUUUCUGGUGAUAGUAGAUAUUUCUAG
Messenger RNA from Dentiscutata heterogama, 165 nucleotides. The record is from the annotation of a GenBank genome assembly. NCBI's taxonomy places the organism in Eukaryota, Fungi, Glomeromycota, Glomeromycetes, Diversisporales, Gigasporaceae.